AUGUUUGAUGAAAUCACAUUAUUCGGUUCACUUGUCCCCGUCAGCGGCAUAAUGUUCGCCAUUUACAUUCUAAUUCUGUUGGUGGUUGUAGCGUCAGCAGAUUAUAAAUGUAGGAUCGAGGGAAAAGUUCCGCAAUCCAUGAAAAAGCAAAUAGUCGAUCUUCACAAUCAGCUUCGUCAGCAACUCGCAAAUGGUGAGGUGCAGGGUGCAACGGGAAAACUGCCAAAAGCAAAGAAUAUGCCCAUGUUGCAAUGGGAUUGUGAUAUGGAGGCAUUGGCUGCAGAAAGAUUAAAGAACGGACGAUUGGACGUAAACUUCCUCGGUAUGGCUGGAUAUAACGACGAUGCAUUCACCGGGACAGGAUGUGUUCCACAACCGCUAAAUUUUGAAUGGGAUUUUGGGAGACGAAUUAGGAAUUGGUGGAAAGAAGCGGGAAGUAUAGCGGAACAAGAAGGACCUGUAGUUCGUCUCCCUUCAAACAACCAAAUACAUUUCGGACAGAUGGCUUUCGCUAACGUCACAGGAAUCGGUUGCAAUAUUUAUAAGUCUGGAAGAGUGACAUUCAUUCUAUGCUUAUACAACAGUCGCAUACGAGCAAACGCUGUCAUUUACGAGAAAGCCGAAGCUAAAGCCGUUUAG
Molecule: messenger RNA, 639 nt
Organism: Necator americanus (New World hookworm)
Lineage: Eukaryota; Metazoa; Nematoda; Chromadorea; Rhabditida; Ancylostomatidae
Exons: 7
Coding region: 1-639 (212 amino acids)
Source: RefSeq, a predicted model, not a curated record